Molecule: messenger RNA, 2238 nt
Organism: Pyricularia pennisetigena
Lineage: Eukaryota; Fungi; Ascomycota; Sordariomycetes; Magnaporthales; Pyriculariaceae
Exons: 3
Biological process (GO): regulation of DNA repair; negative regulation of transcription by RNA polymerase II; pericentric heterochromatin formation
Cellular component (GO): mating-type region heterochromatin
Molecular function (GO): histone deacetylase activity, NAD-dependent; NAD+ binding
Source: RefSeq, a predicted model, not a curated record
CUGGCGAGGUAUGAACUGGCUAUCAACCAUCCGUCUAGCCUGCUUGCCUGUCGCUGCUACUUGAUCUCGUCAAUUUCACGUCCUGGCCCUGUGCGGCCCGCCGACCGUCGUCACUCGGCCACUCGGCAUUUAUCCCAGGCUUCCCAGCAGUUGUUUGUAUUGUCACAGCUACAGUCUGGCCACUUCAGCGCGGCAGCUGGUCAAAUACUUCCCGCGAUGGAGGCUGGUGCAAAAAGGCCGCCAUCCGACUGUCUGUCUUCUCCGCUAUCAUCCUUGGCCUCGUCACAAGCCCCUUCCUCGCCAUUGACCGUUCUUUCGAAUUCGCCUUCACCACCGACGCCGUCUCCAGCGAGCCGCGACGCUUCCAGCCGCUAUCCCUCGCCGAGCACGUCCUCCGGGGCCAUUUCGUCAGGAAGCGCGUCACCAAUGAACGUCUCACGCCCCACGCCGCCGUCUUCGGACCUGGCGGUGGAGGCGUCUGUCCGCAGCGACGGGCCCCCUCCUGCCAAAAAGCGCAAGGUGCAGCAAAAGCGGGAGCGCAAGACGGAAUAUCUGGAUCUCGACAAGACCGGGGACGACGGCCAUCAGGACGAGUUACUCGCUCGUCUCACAAAGGUAUUGCGCAAAAAGAAGCGCAUCGUCAUUAUCGCCGGUGCUGGAAUCUCCGUAUCCGCAGGGAUACCUGAUUUUCGAUCUCAGUCGGGCCUUUUCAAGUCUAAUGGGAAACACCUUUUCGACGUGUCGGUUUACCACGACGACUCAUUAACAUCAGCGUUCCACAAGAUGGUGAGGGAGCUGGCUAUGAAAUCACAGGCUGCGUCGCCGACGCCAUUUCACCACAUGAUGGCAUCUAUUGCCCAGGAGGGCCGCUUGCUACGACUGUACACCCAAAAUAUUGACUGUCUGGACACCAAUAUGGAGCCGCUGCGCACAUCAGUACCGCUAAAGGCUGCGCAGAAGCCGUGGCCCAAGACCAUCCAGCUUCACGGCGGGCUCGCAAAGAUGCAAUGCACAAAGUGUGGUGACGUCAAAGACCUGGACCCCAAACUAUUCGAUGGGCCUAAAGCUCCACUGUGCGCUGUUUGUGAAGAGGCGGACCAGAUUCGCGUAGCGUUUGCCAACAAACGGAGUCGGGGCAUUGGCCGACUGCGUCCACGUAUGGUUCUCUACAACGAGGCUAGCCCCGAAUCCGAAGAGGUCGGGACUGUAUCGGCUGCUGAUUUGGCCAGGGUUCCGGAUGCUGUUAUUGUGGUGGGCACAACUUUGAAGAUACCGGGCGUGAAGCGCCUGGUGACGGAAAUGUGCAGGGCUACCCGCAGCCGCCGCGACGGAUUUACCGCCUUUCUCAGUGUCGAGCCCCCACAGGGCGCCGAGUUUCAGGAAUGUUGGGAUAUUGUGGUUCGCGGAAAGUGUGACGAUGUUGCUGCAAUUGUGGGCCUGCCACGGUACGAUGAGCCAGCCCCAACGGAGACGGACUGGAAAGUUACGCAGGCUACAGAGGAAUCGAAGAAGACCCAAGAGAAGGUUUCGAGCGUCGACAUCCAGAAGUCCAACCUCGGUUCUGCCCCCUCCACUUGUGCACCGGCGGAGCACGAAGCGAAGUCGAAAAAGCUGGGACAGCUCGUUGUCAAGGAAAACGGCAGCAUACCAACACCGAGUGCCAGCCCAAAGCUCGAAACGACUCAGCCAAUCACAGGGAACCCAACUACGUUGUCUCUGUCAGCUGCCAAACAAACAAAGCUUCAGUUCGGUCAGCGCAAGAAACUCCCGGGAGCUCCUACAACCAAGAACGUCGUCAACAAACGCACCAAACUUCCAGAUGCACCACAGGCCUCGAAACCAGCCAAGUCGAAAAUACCGGUCAAGAAGAGUACCAAGAAGGACGCUACCAAGAAGGACGUCAAGCCUCAGCCGGUUCUUACCAAGGCCUUCAAAGCCACCAAGCCCAGCACCGUGGAGGGAAAGCAGAUGCUGGUCAAGCAGGAACCUUCUCCUGUUCCCUCGUCUCCCGUCACUCCGAACGAAGAGUUAUUUCACAAGCUCCCCAGUCUGCGGCCUGGGAAGCCCGUUCAAUCUGUUACUGUGGUUACAGAAACGGCGACACCAGACGAUACGCGGCCCAGCAGUCGCAUGUCUGCCCACGAUGUCGAGGACUCUCCACUCCAUCAUGGCUGUCACGAGUUACACACUAUCUCGCCAAAGUCCAAGCCACGAUCUAUGGGGCAUUUGAUAGAUUAA